Messenger RNA from Portunus trituberculatus (swimming crab), 346 nucleotides. Its product is annotated as cytochrome c oxidase subunit 6C-1-like. The record is from RefSeq and is a predicted model, not a curated record. Lineage: Eukaryota; Metazoa; Arthropoda; Malacostraca; Decapoda; Portunidae. Bases 1 to 234 code for a protein of 77 amino acids. The transcript has 3 exons.
AUGACCCUCGCCAAGCCAGUGAUGCGUGGCCUGCUGACGGCUCAGAUCAAGAAGAACCUGAUAGUGGCUACAGGUCUGAGUGUCAUCAGUGUCUUCGCCUGGAAAGUCUUCUUCCAGGCUCCCAGAAAACAGGCCUAUGCUGAUUUCUAUAAGACCUAUGACGCACAGAAGGAGUUUGACCGCAUCAGGAACCUCGGCCUUUUCCAGUCCUGCCGACCUGAUGGGGAGGAAUGAACACCAGGGGGGGUAGUGCGUCCUGCAGGAGAGAUGCGGUCCAACGGUGCACUUCUUUGUAACAUAUUGUGAAUUCCGAUGUACAUGUAAAAAUAAAUUAUAUGAGAGUUUU